AUGCAAAAAGCCGUUGCUGGUACAGUGCAGAGAGCCGGUGAGGCAGUGGCUGGUGGUGCCAUGGCGACGAACAAGAAGGUCCAAAACAUGAAGCCGGAGACAUUCGAUCCCAGUGAAUCGGACCGCAUUACCAGUGAUUUUGGGGUGUUGCAGCAUAACACCGAUGUUUGGCUUAAGGCUUCGACUGGCGAUAAACAGGGUCCAGCGUUGUUGGAGGAUAACUUUGCAAGGGAGAAGAUUAUGAGAUUUGACCAUGAACGCAUCCCAGAACGAGUUGUCCAUGCUCGUGGAUCGGGAGCUUUUGGCACGUUCAAGUUGUAUGAGAGCGCCGAGGAUGUUACCAGUGCUGGUGUUCUCACCGACACAUCGCGGACUACGCCAGUUUUCGUCCGAUUCUCGACCGUUUUAGGAUCUAGGGGUAGCUCUGACACCGUUCGGGAUGUUCGAGGCUUUGCCGUUAAAUUAUAUACGGAGGAAGGUAAUUGGGACAUUGUUGGAAAUGAUAUACCGGUUUUCUUCAUCCAGGAUGCUAUUAAAUUUCCAGAUGUCAUCCACGCAGGCAAACCUGAACCCCAAACAGAGAUACCGCAGGCUCAGUCCGCCCAUAAUAACUUCUGGGACUUCCAAUACAUGCAUAAGGAGGCCACUCACAUGUUCAUGUGGGCGAUGAGCGAUCGUGGGAUCCCACGAUCUUUCCGCAUGAUGCAAGGAUUUGGUGUCAAUACUUUCACCCUCAUUAACAAGGAAGGUGUUCGGUCUUUCGUGAAAUUCCACUGGACUCCUACCAUUGGUGUCCAUUCUUUGGUCUGGGACGAGGCUCUCAAGAUCUCUGGACAGGAUCCAGAUUACCACCGCAGGGAUCUCUAUACCGCGAUCGAGAAUGGUGUUUACCCAACCUGGAAGUUUGGGAUCCAGAUUUGUCCCGAAUCUCGUGCCGAUGAGUUCGACUUUGAUAUCCUUGAUGCUACCAAGAUCUGGCCUGAGGAGGUUUUCCCCGUGCGCUAUAUUGGAGAGAUGGAACUAAACAGGAACGUUGACGAGUUCUUCCCCCAGAUUGAACAAGUAGCAUUCUGUACCGCUCAUAUUGUACCUGGGAUCGGGUUUUCUGAUGAUCCUCUUCUCCAAGGCCGCAACUUUUCGUACUUUGAUACUCAGAUCUCCCGGUUAGGUGUAAACUUCCAAGAACUGCCUGUCAACCGCCCCGUCUGUCCCGUAAUGAACCACCACCGAGACGGAGCGCUCCGUCACCGAAUCACCAAAGGCCAAUUCAACUACUGGCCAAAUCGUGGAUCCGUGGUCCCACCUGGAACCAUCUCAGAAGGCGCAUACGUCGACUAUCCCCAGAAGGUCGUGGCCAUGAAGCAGCGCCUCAACUCGGUCAAAUUCUCAGAGCAUGUAAACCAAGCCCAACUCUUCUGGAACUCGAUGGCUCCACAUGAGAAACUACACAUCAUCAAGGCACUUAGUUUUGAGCUAUCCAAGUGCGAGGACCCGAUCGUAUACGAGCGCCUAGUCGAGCGUCUCGCCGAGAUCAGUCUGGAGCUCGCCCAAGCCGUAUCAGAUAAAGUCGGCGCUCCGAAACCAGAGCAAGAAUCCCGUCCCAACCAUGGCAAGAAAUCCGCGGCCCUGUCACAAGGGCAUUUUGCACCAGAAGCACUUGGUUACCAACCCACGAUUGCAUCACGCAUGGUCGCCAUCAUCGUCGGUGACGGCUUCAACUUCGCUGAAUACGAAGCUGUGAAGGGUGCUCUUAGUGCAGCUAAUGCAUUCUGCUUCACCAUCGGCCCACGCAAAUCUGAAAUCAAGAGCUCAGGCAAGAGCGUCAAACCAGAUCACCACUUUGAAAGCAUGAGGAGCACGCUCUUCGACUCUAUAUAUAUCCCUGGCGGAGAGCAUAUUACCACGCUCAUCAAACAAGGCCGCGUACUUCAUUGGAUCCGCGAAGCCUUUGGGCACUGCAAGACCAUUGGCGCUUCUGGAGAUGGUGUCAAGAUCGUAAAAGCUGCCAUUGGGAUUGAGGGUAUGCGGUUUAGUGAAAGUGGGGAUGGAGAGGUUGUGGACUGCUAUGGUGUUGUUACAUCGGCGGGAGGGAAGAUCAGUGUAGGCAACGCUUUGAAGAUGGCUAAGGGGGCGAAAAGCUUUUUGGAUGCUUAUGCGUAUAAUAUUUCUCUGCAUAGGAAUUACCAGCGUGAGUUGGAUGGUUUGACCGAAUUGGUUGCUUAUUAG
Molecule: messenger RNA, 2226 nt
Organism: Venustampulla echinocandica
Lineage: Eukaryota; Fungi; Ascomycota; Leotiomycetes; Helotiales; Pleuroascaceae
Product: Catalase
Exons: 4
Coding region: 1-2226 (741 amino acids)
Biological process (GO): response to oxidative stress; hydrogen peroxide catabolic process
Cellular component (GO): cytosol
Molecular function (GO): heme binding; catalase activity
Source: RefSeq, a predicted model, not a curated record